CAACAGGCAAAUUCCCUUUUCGGUUAAUCUAACCACGUGUUCUUCAAUUACAAGCCUGAGGUGGACCUCCAUGCCUCCCCUCUCCCCCUAUAAAAACCUCUUCUCCUUCCCCCUCUCUCCUCAAAUCUCGAUUCUUCGCUACAUAUCAGUUUCAAUUCACACUUUCUUUAUUCACUCACUCACUCACUCGUACAAAAACCAAACCAAAAGCUAUCAAACAAAGCAUCUCCCACAUCCAUUCACCUCUGCUACUGCUAAAAGUGCCAUUUUUUCAAAUUUACCAAAACAGAGAGAACCAUGGCUUCGUCUGCAGCAGCAGCAACUUCAAGCACAUGGGUCAAGCCUAGAUUUACUUCUCCAAGCGCUUCUUCAACCACCAUCUCCUUGAGCAGGCCCACCAAAAAGCCCAACAUACGUUCCUCUCUCCAAACAAUCCAAUUCCCCAAGCAGUAUCACCCCUCAACUAGUAUUGUACCUCCAAAAGACAAACCCACUUCUUCUUCUUCUUCUUCUUCUACUUCUUCAACAGCCAAUAAGCCUGUGCCCCAACAAUGGAACAUCUUACAGAAAGCGGCAGCCAUGGCCUUGGACGCAGUGGAAUCUGCCUUAGUCUCACAUGAGCGCCAACAACCGCUUCCCAAAACCGCCGACCCCAGAGUCCAAAUCGCCGGCAAUUUCGCUCCAGUAACAGAGCUGCCCGUCCAGCACUCACUACCGAUUGCGGGCAGAAUCCCCGACAGCAUACGAGGCGUCUACGUUCGGAACGGCGCGAACCCACUUCAUGAACCCGUCGCCGGCCACCACUUCUUCGAUGGAGACGGCAUGGUUCACGCUGUCCAAUUCAAGGAUGGCUCUGCUAGCUAUGCCUGCAGGUUCACCGAGACGCGCCGGCUUAUUCAAGAGCGAGCUCUUGGUCGUCCGGUCUUCCCUAAGGCCAUAGGUGAGCUUCAUGGCCACUCUGGCAUCGCCCGGCUCCUCCUCUUCUAUGCUCGAGGACUAUUCGGCCUUGUCGAUCCCAGCCACGGCAUGGGAGUCGCCAACGCCGGCCUUGCCUACUUCAACGGUCGCCUCCUCGCCAUGUCCGAAGACGAUUUACCAUACCAAGUUCGAAUCACUCCCACCGGCGACCUCAAGACCGUUGGCCGCUAUGAUUUCAAUGGUCAACUUCGCUCCGCAAUGAUUGCUCACCCUAAACUCGACCCUGUCUCCGGCGAGCUCUUCGCUCUCAGCUACGAUGUUGUCCGAAAACCGUACCUCAAAUACUUCCACUUCUCGCCAAACGGGACAAAAUCACCCGACGUGGAAAUUCCUCUGCCUCAGCCUACCAUGAUUCAUGACUUUGCUAUUACAGAGAGGUUUGUGGUCAUCCCGGACCAGCAGGUGGUGUUUAACCUCCCGGAGAUGAUUCAUGGUGGCUCUCCGGUCAUCUACGACAAGAACAAAAUGUCCCGGUUUGGAAUUUUGGACAAGAAUGCCGCCGAUGCUUCCGGGAUCAAAUGGAUCGAAGCCCCCGAUGUCUUCUGCUUCCAUCUCUGGAACGCCUGGGAGGAGCCUGAGACCGAUGAGGUCGUAGUGAUUGGCUCUUGCAUGACUCCCGCCGACUCCAUUUUCAACGAAUGCGACGAGACCUUGAAGAGUGUUUUAACUGAAAUUAGGCUCAACUUGAAGACCGGCAAGUCCAUUCGCCGUCCCAUCUUAUCCGAUUCCGAGCAAGUGAACUUAGAGGCCGGUAUGGUGAACCGGAACAAGCUCGGAAGGAAAACCCGGUUCGCAUAUUUAGCCCUUGCUGAGCCGUGGCCCAGAGUAUCGGGUUUCGCCAAAGUAGACCUCUUCACUGGAGAGCUAAGGAAGUACAUCUAUGGAGACGAGAGGUAUGGCGGUGAGCCUCUGUUCCUUCCAAGAAGCCCCAGUUCGGAGAAAGAGGAUGAUGGCUACAUCCUAGCUUUCGUGCACGACGAGAAGGACUGCAAAUCGGAGCUGCAAAUCAUAAAUGCCGUGAAUUUAAAGUUAGAAGCCACAGUUAAGCUUCCCACCAGGGUUCCGUACGGCUUCCAUGGAACCUUCAUAAGUUCAAAGGAUUUAGAGAGGCAGGCCUAAUUUCGUUUAGGCUGUAUUUCGGGUUAGGGGAGAUUUACCUGAGGGAUAUGCUUGCCGAUACGUCCCCGGAAUCUCCUCCGUUUACAGUGACCUCCCCCACCCCAACUUUUUUUUUUUUUUUUUUUCCUUUUUCUUUUUAUGGUUAUGUUCAGUGAGAAGCUUCCGGGACCAGCUUGUAGCUUUUGGGUGUAUGUAGAAAUGGAGCUCAGCUGGUUUCUGCUGAUUCUUUCACUUAUGUGCAUGAUACAAGUAUAUAUUUACAAAAGAGAAUGUAAUAAUAAUAAUAUCUGUGUCUA
This is a messenger RNA of Alnus glutinosa, 2393 nucleotides long. Its product is annotated as 9-cis-epoxycarotenoid dioxygenase NCED1, chloroplastic. Gene Ontology annotation, cellular component: chloroplast stroma. NCBI's taxonomy places the organism in Eukaryota, Viridiplantae, Streptophyta, Magnoliopsida, Fagales, Betulaceae. Gene Ontology annotation, molecular function: carotenoid dioxygenase activity. The transcript has a single exon. Gene Ontology annotation, biological process: carotene catabolic process. The coding region runs from base 298 to 2097 and encodes 599 amino acids. The record is from RefSeq and is a predicted model, not a curated record.